Molecule: messenger RNA, 804 nt
Organism: Emiliania huxleyi CCMP1516
Lineage: Eukaryota; Haptophyta; Isochrysidales; Noelaerhabdaceae
Exons: 4
Coding region: 1-804 (267 amino acids)
Biological process (GO): regulation of mitochondrial ATP synthesis coupled proton transport; positive regulation of proton-transporting ATP synthase activity, rotational mechanism; peptidyl-lysine trimethylation
Cellular component (GO): mitochondrion
Molecular function (GO): protein-lysine N-methyltransferase activity
Source: RefSeq, a predicted model, not a curated record
AUGCCGCCCUCCACCACCGCCGUCUUUGCUGCCGGCGGCGCGCUCGCCGUUGGCAAUAUCGUCCUCGGCCACUCGGCGAUCCUCGCAGGCCUCGGCCGCGGCGCACCGUGGGUUCGGACGGCGGCAGCAAAAAUCGAGGUACUCUUUGGCAAGGAUGGCAUUCUGCGCGAGGGCUCGCCGCGCUCGCUGCUCGCGCCCGGCGCACGCGCACGCGACCUGCACCUCGUCGACCUCGGCUCUGGAGACGGCGCGCUAAUCCGCGCUGCGACGCGGACGGGCGGCUACGGAAGGGCGACCGGGUAUGAGCUCAACCCGUGGCUCGUGCGCUACUCGCGCCUUGUCUCGGCGGGCCGGCCGGAAGAGAGGACUCUUGAGGCGGACGUCGUGCUCGUGUACGGAGUGCCGCCCAUCAUGCCGCGGCUCGGCGACGCCCUCUCCGCUUCCCUCCCGCUGCUGGGGAGGCAGAAGAGCCUGCGUGAGGGUGCCCUCGUCGUCGCGAACGCGUACCCUCUGCCCUCGCACGCGCUCGGCCCCGCGGUGGGGACUACGUUCGUCGAGACCUCCCGCUGGUCUCCCGACGCGUCGAGCUGCCUCUUCGCGUACCGGACUCUGCGUGGCGCGUCGUCGGGGGGACAGCGCGUCCAAGCCCUCGGCACCAGCGAGAGGCAGAACAGGGAGGAGCAGGGAGCGGAUACUCGAGCACACCUCUCGCCUGCCAAACGUCAGACGUCAAACGAUGCCAGCGGCGGCCGCCUCGCCGCCGCUCUGUUGCGGAGGCAGGUGCUGCGGCGGCGGCUCCGGUGA